GGGCCGCACGCGCGAGUACCCGGCGCUGUCCAUCGACCGCUUCGACCGCGACAACCUGCGCGCGCGGGCCUUCUUCCUGUCGCACUGCCACAAGGAUCACAUGAUGGGGCUGCGGGCCACAGCCCUGAAGAGGCGGCUGGAGGUCAGGUACGGGCUGGAGGCGGGGCGGCCUUAGGGGAGGCUGAACUCAGCGCCGGGAACUGCCAUGGGUCAGAAAUCCCAGCGCUGUAACGGGACAGGGAUAUCUCCCACUAGACCGCGUUGCUCCUACCUGGCCUCGGACUCUUUCAGGGAUGGGGUACCCGCAACUUCUCUGGGCAAUUUGUUCUAGUGCCUCACCACCCUCACUCAUUCUAAAAAAUGUCUUCCUUCUAUCUCAUCUAGGCCUGUCCCCUUUCAAUUUGAAGUCAGUUCCCCCAUAUCCACACCGCGUUCUUGUAGAAAGCUGCUCUCUAUAAUUCUUAAAAGCUCCCUUUAAAUAUCAUAUGGUAGCAGUAAUGUCCUCCCCAGAAUUUUCUUUUCUCUAGGCUGAAAAACCCCAGCUAUUUCAGCCUUGCCUUCAGAGGUGCUCCAGCCCUCUGAGCAUCUUGGUGGUGUCCUCUGGAAUUGCUCGAACAGGUCCCUGUCCUUGCUGUGCUGAGGCCCUAGAGCUGGCUGCAGCACUGCAGGUGGGGCUCACAGGAGUGGGGCAGAGGGGCAGAACUCCCUGCCCUGUCCUGUCCUGCUGCCCAGUGCUGGUGAUGCAGCCCAGGAUAAGAUUGUCUUUCUGGGCUGCAUGUGCACACUGCUGGCUCAUGGCCAGCCUCUCAACCACCAGUACCCCAAGUCUUCUGCAGGGCUGCUGUUAACCCAUUUAUCCCUCAGUCUGUUUUGAUAGCAGGGGUUGCCCAGACUCAGGAACACUUGGCCUUGUUGAACUCCACAAUGUUCAUGAGCUUGAUGAGGAUCUCUCUGUUAUUCCCUGGAAGUGUUCAGUGCUGUGCCUGUGCAAUGAAGGGGCCAGCUGUGCUCUCUGUGGUGUUUAAGCAAGCAGGUAGCCAGCAGUUUGAGGGAGACAGUUAUUUCCCUCUGGCCAGCAUGUGUGGGACUUUUCUGGGGUACUGUGUCCAGCCCUGGGCUCCCCUGGAUGGGAAGUUGAUGGGUGUUUUGGUCAGCAUCAGCACGCUGGUCUGGGGCCAGGGCCGUGUGAUGUGUGAGGAGAGGCUGAGAGAGCUAGAUGUCUUCAGCCUUAGGAGUAGGAGACAAUCAUAUAUCACUGCUUGCAGGUAGGGGUAGAGUAGCUGGAGCCAGACUUUUCAUGGAAGUGCAUAAAGAAAGGGCAAGGGACACCUUUUUCACCAUGAGGAUGAUCAAAUAUGGCAAUGAGCCCAGGGAGGUUGUGGACCAGUUCCUAGGCUCUCUUUGAUUUAUUAGAGUAGAUAUUGCAUUUCCUCUGAUGCAAGGAGAGAAUCUCUUUGCUCAUCAGGUCUCUGUGCAUCAGCUCAAGCUUCACAAGGGGUAUUCUGUGUUCUGCUGUGUGCUGAGUGUCCCAAAUGCCUGGGUGUGUGCAGGGGUAGAGAAACAGCAGAUAGGUCAUGACCAUGUACCACACCCUGCAUUUGUGUCUGCACCAAACCAUGCAGGCAGGGGCACACGGGGGCAGGUUUGGGUUUGCUGUGCUGAAGAGAAGCCUGCAGGCUUCCAGCUCUGCAGAUCUCCUCACAUGAGAGGUUUCUGAGGGCUGGGUUUGAUGUUCUGGGUGCCAGGUGCUGAUGUGUCGUUAGAUUGUUCCUCAUGUCUACUUUAAAAAACACUUAUCUGUGGUUUUUGUCUCCUCACAGCUUGAAAGUUAAACUGUACUGCUCACCUGUAACUAAGGAAUUGUUGUUGACUAACUGGAAAUACAAGUUUUGGGAGAAUCAUAUUGUUGCAUUGGAAGUUGAAACACCAACUCAGAUUUCUUUAGAAGAUGAAACAUCUGGUGAAAAAGAAGAUGUAGUGGUGACACUUCUGCCAGCUGGUCACUGUCCAGGUUCAGUCAUGUUUCUGUUUGAAGGUGAGAAUGGCACUGUGUUGUACACAGGAGAUUUCAGGCUUGCAAAAGGAGAAGCAGCCAGAAUGGAGCUUUUGCAUUCAGGGACCAGGGUAAAAGACAUCCAGAGUGUGUAUUUGGACACUACUUUUUGUGAUCCCAAAUUUUAUCACAUACCAAGUCGGGAGGAAUGUUUAAAUGGGAUCUUGGAGUUAGUACGAAGCUGGACCUCACUGUCCCAUAAUCAUGUUGUGUGGCUGAACUGCAAAGCUGCUUAUGGAUAUGAGUAUUUAUUCAUAAACCUCAGUGAGGAACUCGGAAUCAAGGUGCACACAAACAAACUUGAUAUGUUCAGGAACAUGCCAGAAAUCCUGUGCCAUGUUACCACAGACCAGCGCACGCAGAUUCACGCCUGUCGACAUCCUCGGGAAGAUGACUGCUUCCGAGGGAACAGACUGCCCUGUGGGAUGACUUAUCUCAAUGGAACUCCCGUGCAUGUAAUCAGCAUCAAGCCCUCCACAAUGUGGUUUGGGGAAAGGAAAAAGAAAACCAAUGUCAUAGUGAGGACUGGGGAAAGAACGUACAGAGCUUGUUUCUCUUUCCACUCUUCAUACAGCGAGAUCAAGGAUUUCCUGAGCUAUAUCUGUCCUGUGAACGUGUAUCCCAAUGUACUGCCAAUGGGUGGGACAGAGGACAAAGUUCUGGAAAUAUUAAAGCCAUUAUGCAGGUCAUACAGGAGAAUCAUGGAACCCAGGUACAAGCCCUUAGGAACCCUGAAGAGAGCCCACAAGAGAGAAUUAUCUGAUACAGAUGAAGAUGAUCUCUUUGAGUCGGAAUUAAUUUCUACAAGGCCUAAGAUUCCAAAAUGGCAGAGAGGAGAGAGCAGGCCCUCCAGCACAGGACAGGCUGAAAACUCUGAAGGAAACAUUAAUGAGAGCACAGAAAGUUACAAAGGGACUACAACUUACACCUCCUUCAAGGUAGACUUUGUGGACUGUGAAGAAUCAAAUGAUGAUGAUGACGAUGAUGAUGAUGAUGACGAAGAAGAACCUGAAAAAAAUACAGUUCAAUUUCUUUCCCAUGAGCCAAAUGCCACUUCCACAGCCAAUUUCAGUGGAGUAACUAGUGACCAGCAGGAGUCUAAUGCCAGUGUCCCUUGCUGGGAUGAAUUUUUUACAGGUAAUAAACUAGAAGAAAGCUCUGAAAAUGAGGACAACCUCCCAUCUUCAGCAGAUGCUGGUGGGUCCCAGUCACUCUUCAGUGAUUCAGAUGGAGUAAGUGACUCAACACACAUCUCCUCAGUCAAUUCUUCUCAGUCAACACACAUAUCAGAGCAGGGGAGCCAGGGCUGGGACAGCCAAAUGGACACAGUGCUCAUCACCUCCCAGGAGAGAAGUGCCCUGGACCUCAGCACAGGUGGGAGCAGAGCAGUGUUUCCUGUGCUGCAGGAGAGUCCCAGGGAUACUCAGCUGGACAGCAGCAGGGGGAAGCCACCAGGUCAGGACAGACUUUGUGCCCACGAUGGUGCCUGUGGCUUGGAAAGCAAAGGCUGUGAGAAAGCUGCAGAAGAUGGCACUGCCCACAUUCAGGAUGUGCUGGCAGAAAUAAGUGACAGCUCCCGGACUCCUGAUCUGGAGCUGAGGAGGGACUCCCAGAGCUCCUCUGACUUUGAAAUUCCCUUGACUCCUGGUGCUGAAGCACCUCAGCCAGAUAAACUGCACUAUUUAUACAAGAAGCUUGCAGCAGGUGAAAACAUAAUCACUGAGAAAAAAGUUUGAGAACAGGUAUAACUGAUGACCUUGUGGUAGUAAUACCCAGCAUGUCUAUUAAUACCUGAAUUAUUUUUCUUUUUCCUGCUGGUUACUGUCUGCAGCUAUGCUGAGUCAUGCUUUAUUCAGAAGUAUCUUACUCUCAGGACCAGGCAUUUGCAGCCCAUGUACCUUUAUUGUUCCUUCCAUGAAAUACUGAAAAGGAAGUAUUCCCAGGAGGGGCAGUAAAAGUCUUCUACCUCCCAAGGUCCAAUUCUCCAGGACUGUAAACAGACAAAAAAUGGACCAGACAAAACUAAGGGUAGGACACUAAAUGAAAUUUAGUCUUUAUCAUGAGCUCUAAGAGUUUGCCUUUGUAAUGUGAUCUCAGGUUUUAAUAAAAUAGCACACUAUUAACUGUGGGGAGGAAGACCUAAGAAUGACCAUGCAAACAAGGCAGUUGUAAUUUGGCUUUAAUCCCUAUUACCAUUGUUUAUCAUUAUUAUAAUAAUUUAAUCAGUACUCACUGCAGUUAUUUUUAAAAAUAACUGCAGAACAGAUUAGAGAAUUACUGAAGUUGUGAGGGGGUUUUAAUUUGUUUUAAAUCAAAUUAUUCAUUUCAAAAAGUCUUUCUUGACACUGAGCUUUAACUCCUGAGUUAGGUACUGCAGAGUGCUGUCUAUGCUUCACCUCCAACUGCAAACAACUUGUCAUCACUUCCUCUGAGUUCUGGUUUGUUCUGAAUUUCUUCAGAAAAAUUUAAAAUCUUGUGGUUCUCAAGUUACCAGCCCUGUCCUGCUCUGGCAGGUAACCGAGCCACAGACGGUAACCUGAUAUCUCUCACAGGCUCUUGUACUACAAAACUUCACAUCCUCUGCAACACUCUGUAGACUUUACUGUUUUAAAUCAAGACAACAUUUUCUCCAUGCACAUGUGCCAUCAUAACUCUCUGCUGAAAAAUUUUGCUUCUAACCUAGAAAUAUAAUUCAGGUUUUCCUAAACUAGAGUGCCUACAAGAUAUCUAAAACACAGAAGUCGUCUAAAAAUCCCUGAGGUUUUCCACCCAUGGUUUUAAGUCCCAAAGAAUGAAACAUAAUUUAGUACAACAUCCCUCCUCUCUAAGUGUGCCUUCAGUUGUUGGGACAUGUGAAUGUUAAACCAACCAGCAUUCUGCCACAGGGAACAGAGGGAGGAGGGACAAAGCAUUGCCAUAAUCUAUGAUUCUAAGAAAGAUCCAUGUAUUUCUCCACUGUUACCUUUCCUGCUGUUUGUGGGAUUUGUUAACCUAAAUUCCAAAUGUAAACUACCAACUUUGGGGGUUUUUUAGCAAGCCUGAGUGAGUGGAACUGUUGUUGGAACUACCUCUGUGAAUAAAGUCAGACACAACAGAA
Molecule: messenger RNA, 5150 nt
Organism: Serinus canaria (Common canary)
Lineage: Eukaryota; Metazoa; Chordata; Aves; Passeriformes; Fringillidae
Gene: DCLRE1C
Product: DNA cross-link repair 1C
Exons: 13
Coding region: 1774-3789 (671 amino acids)
Biological process (GO): double-strand break repair via nonhomologous end joining; protection from non-homologous end joining at telomere; interstrand cross-link repair
Molecular function (GO): damaged DNA binding; 5'-3' DNA exonuclease activity
Source: RefSeq, a predicted model, not a curated record